UCACGUGCUACAAAGUGAAUGCAUAUUAAGCGGCAGUAAUAAAAAAACAAAGUAAAAAUGCAAAUUUGCAUUGUUUGUCGAGAACCCACUGACAAGUACAAAUGUCGAAAAUGCUUGGAACGAUAUUGUUCUUUGAGUUGUUAUAAGAAGCAUAUAAACUCAACGGAGUGCCGAGCAUGUGAAACCCCAAGUUGUGAACCUCUGACAGGAGACCAAAAUGAAGAUAAUGAGCCAACAAUAUAUACACCUUUCAGCACGGAAGAUACGGUGGCACCAGAGAAAUUACAGCAACUGGCGCAUAGCGAAGGUUUAAAGAAUUUGCUCUACAAUCCGCAUUUGAGAAAUUUCCUGAAAGCUAUAGAUGUCGCCCCAAAUGCUUGGAAAGCUAUGCAAGCAGCUAUGCAAGAACCGUUGUUCAUAGAAUUUGCCGAUGAAUGUUUAAAAAUUGUGGAACCGUCUUCAGAAGACGAAAAGUUCAUCUCUGCGACCUAAACUAAUGUCCCGCCAACUGACGACAUACUGAAAAACAUCAUGAGGCAUAGGACAGCGAUCCAAUUCGUAAGCUA
Molecule: messenger RNA, 566 nt
Organism: Glossina fuscipes
Lineage: Eukaryota; Metazoa; Arthropoda; Insecta; Diptera; Glossinidae
Product: zinc finger HIT domain-containing protein 3
Exons: 4
Coding region: 58-492 (144 amino acids)
Molecular function (GO): protein binding
Source: RefSeq, a predicted model, not a curated record